AUGACCGAGCGGAAGUUCACCCGUGGGCUUAACAAACCUGGCAUGGCGGCACAGCUAAGGGAAAACAUCUCACAAGUUGUACGUGAAUCUACUUCACUUACCAAACCAAUUAUAGUAGAACCGAUCGAUUUCGAAGCGUUUGUGCUGAAAAACCGUACCCUCAUACAGAACGACCCCCAGCGAGAGCUGCUCCUUUAUCCAAACGAUGACGUAUCGGAAAUUCUACAACCAAAGAAAUUUCGCACCGUACACAGUAACAUUCCUGGUCACGUGCCGCCCAAACAUCAAUCGGUUGGCAGCACCAAUGGGUCGAGUAAACGCGGUAGUGAAAGUGGUUCGGCGUCCAGCAGUCAAAACGGCACACCGACCAGCAACCGAUCGCAAUCGUCGGUGUCGGCAGGUACCGGCGUACCGACGGUUGGCGGUCUAUUGCUUACCCGGCAGGCACUGCACACGUACGACUCGCCGAACCAUCUUAUCCACUACAAAUACAGCAAAUACGGCGGUACAUGCUACGAUCUGCCACGAAUGUCCCCGUCGGAAGAGUUGCGAGAAGAGGUGUACGAGGUAGACACUGAUCCAGACCGGCUGGAUGAGCAGAUGACACGAUCCCAGGCGGACACGAUCGCCAAGCAGGGUUAUCUUUUCAAAGGACCGGACACCAACUCCGACCGCAUGUUCGCCCACAUCGGGUCAAAAUCCUUCAAGAAACGCUACUGCUAUCUGCGCCAGGAGAUCGACGGCACGUACAUCCUCGAGCUGCACAAGGAUGAGAAGCAGGCGGAAGCGAAGGCAACGAUAGUGAUGGACUUUUGCACCGAAGUGGUACCGAACCCGAAGAAGGGUCGCUUCUGCUUUGAGCUGAAGAUGAAAAUGAACGAAGGCCAGCACGGCAAAUCGGUCACGUUGGCAGCGGACGAUGAAAGCGAGAUGGAGGACUGGCUGCGCAAAAUCUCGUCCGUGCUGCAACAGAACAAGCUGCAGGAAGAUAAGCGUGUUGCUUCGCUGGAGCGUGCCGCUGCACCACUGUUGCCGGCCAGCCCAAGCACGAUGCAGUACGGUACGCUAAAGGGGCUGGAACAGAGUAUGAAUCCACAGCUGAAUCGAUACGCCCGGGAGACGGAUCAAUCGAUCGCACAAGCACGACGAGACAAUCGGAAACGUCUGUUCGGUGGACAGCAGUUGCUCUACCUGCAAUCCGGUGGGAAUGUCGGUGGGGGUACGAAAAUUACGGCCACGGCCGGUGGUGGUGUGACGCCGGGUUUAAGCAAAUCGGAAGCAUUCAUCGAACCGUACCGGGUGCAGUUUGGACAACGGAUUUUGAUCAAGUGUGAUUCGCUGCGGUUUCGACUGUUGGGCCCAAUUGAUGGAGUAGAUGGACCUCCAGCGCAAGAUUCCGAAGCUCCGCUUUGUCAGAUUGAACCAUACCUCACUAGUGUGGCCCUCUAUGAUGCCCGAGCUGGUCGAAAAUUGAGCGAAAAUUUCUACUUCGACCUCAACAAGGAUCACGUGCAAAAACUGCUAACCGACAGCUGUAAAGCAGAACGACCCCUUUGUGCAUCGCCGAAGGCAACGAAUAAAUCUCACCAAAAUGGCCACGGCACAUGGAAACCAGCGCGGGCGAAAUGCGACACCAGUGACGAACUGCAGCUACAUUCCGAAGCAGUCACGAAAGAGUGGCUGGCCCGUGCGAAACAAGCUGUCUUUAAUGUAACCGUUCCCCAUGCGGACAUAUUCAUCGUUGUGCGUAUAGACAAAAUCUUGCAGGGUGCCAUCAAUCCUUCCGUCGAGCCAUACCUAAAGACUACCAAAGAUCCGAAGGUGUUAUGCAAACUGCAGAAGGCGAUUAAGCAGUACGCACAAAAAUGUGGCCACUAUCGAAUGCCGUUUGCGUGGGCCGCUAGGCCACUGUUUCAGCUGUACAGCAAUGAUCUGGACACGUCGUACGAGUUUCCCGCCAUCUAUCGGCAGGAGGGCACAAAGCUAAAGGAUGAGGAGCUGCUGAAGCUGCUGUCCGAGUAUAGGAAACCGGACAAAUUCAGCAAACUGACUGUGAUACCAGGUUCAUUGAAGAUUUACAUUGAAGCGCUCAACGAACUGCCCAAUAACUGCCUUACAAACAGUUUGGUCCCGUUGAAUCCAUUCCCAAUCCCACCAGUAGCUGACCCAACGCUAGAAAUCACAGAAUUUGCCAACAGCUCCGAUCAACACCUCCAUCCGUUCGUCCAUUUUGUGAACCAUUUGUUCGUAUAUCCGCUGCAUCUGAACUAUGAUAGCCAGAAAAUUUUCUCCCGUGCACGUAACUUGGCUGUGAUCGUAGAGCUUCGUGACAGCGAUACGGCCGAAGCCAAAUCUAUUGAGUGUAUUUACGGACGUCCGGGUCAGGAUCAGCUAGUCUCGCAGAUGUCUUGCCCAGUACUGCAUCAUAACACAAGCCCAACCUGGUACGAGGAGAUCAAGUUGCGUCUUCCGCUCAACAUUACUGCGCAGCACCAUCUGCUGUUUUCGUUCUUCCACGUGUCGUGCAAUAUUGCGAAAAAGAAAGAUCUUACCACCACCAGCACGGAGACCCCGGUCGGAUUCGCAUGGUUGCCAUUGCUCGCGAAGGGCAAAAUUAAUGUCGAGGAACAGUGCCUUCCACUGGCGGCUACGUUGCCCGUAGGAUAUUUGUCGAUUCAACCGCUCGGUUUAGGAAGAGGGCAGAAUGCCGGUCCCGAUGUGCAGUGGAUCGAUAACCAACGACCGAUCUUUACCAUCAGCCUUCGGUUGGAUUCAACCGUGUUGACAACCGAUCAGCAUCUGCACAAUCUUUUCCUGCACGCCGAACGAUUGUUGGAACAUUCGAAAACGGUAGCUCCACCGGACACAACGGAAACGUGCAAGAUCCUGAAAGCUGCCCAUGCCAUACAGAGUGGUUCACUGAUCACCUUCCUACCAACGAUACUGAAUCAACUGUUUUCACUGAUAGUUGCCACAAACAGCGAGGAAGUGGGGGUAAACAUCAUUCGUCUGCUGGUCAAUCUGUUUCACAUGGUAGCUGAAGAAGCAAAGCGAAAGGAACUGUUGAUGGCGUACGUAAAGUACGUCUAUCGUAUUGACAGUCAACCAGUAAGCGGAAGCUCGCCGACGUCUCAGAGUGUGAACACCGUGCAUGGGGAACUGUGUCGCCAUCUGCCAACGCUACUGCACCCGAACAAUACGGACUUUUUGCUGGUGAAUAAGUUCAUGAAAUUUUCCGGAAUUUUCUUCGAAGUAAUUGUUAAGAGUAUGGCCCAGUAUCUCCUCUCGACUGGACGCAUUAAGAUGCAACGGAACGAACGAUUCCCGAAAGAGUUUUGUACACGGAUCGAAGCACUGUUUCAAGUGCUCGUCCCGUACAUAAGUUCCCGACAUAAAGAUCUUCCAAUGGAAACGGAACAGUUGAACCAAAGUCUCUCGGUGUUUGUGAAGCGCUGCCUUUCGUUUAUGGAUCGUGGGUUCGUUUUUCGACUGAUAAGACUGUACAUGGAUCGUUGGGGUCCAGGAGAUUCGCGUAUCCUCCAGGAGUACAAGUUUAGCUUCCUGCGGGAAGUUUGUGCCCAUGAACACUACGUUCCUCUCAAUCUGCCUUUCAUGCUAACGCCCAACAAUCGUGCACCGGACUUGCUGCAACAGUUCUGUCUCUCGGAGGAGUACUGCAGACAGCAUUUUCUCGUGGGCAUAUUGCUACAGGAGGUCAAAAGCUCACUGAAUGAAGUUAGCCAUAUCAGGCGUAUGGGGCUGAUCGCACUGAAGGAGCUGUUGGCCAAACACGACCUCGACGAUCGGUAUCAAAACAAGGGACAGUUGAGCCGAUUAGCGAUGCUUUACGUACCGUGGUUGGGGAUUGUGCUGGAGAAUCUUAACCGCAUUUCCGAUAGCAUGGAACGGAAGGGAAAACAUGACACCGUCGGUACGAACCGUAUGUCGUGUAGCAGUAGUUACGUGUUUGCCCGCGAUUCGCUGCCCACACUGCCAACGGCAACACCCUCAACCGUAACCUCACAGACAAGCACACCAAAGUCCCGUUCGAACCGGGUAACGAUGUUCAUCGAGUACACGAGUCCAAUUCGUUCGUCAUUACAUCUGAAGGAUACGAGUUUUCUGGCGGCAAUAGCCGGACAAUCGCCAGCACUCUCCAACGGUCAUUCGAACAGUUCGCUCAACUCUGAGUGCUCCACACUGUCCCAGGACGGCACUGUGGUUAUUCGGAAUCAGUUCAAUGAAUCGUGCGCCAAUUCGGCCCGCCCGAGCCAUGCACGAUCGGUGAGUGUGACCCAGCCAACCAUCAUCCAGCGGACGGAUAAGUUUUCUGUCACCGAAACCAAAGAUUUGCUAGUUAGCUUCCUGUUCGUGGUAAAGCACCUGUCACCGGAGCACAUGAUUGCGUGGUGGCACAACUGCACCGAGAGUGAAACGGUCCAGUUUUUCACCGUGCUCGAUCUGUGCCUGCUGUACUUCCGCUACGUGGGCAAAAAGCACAUACAAGUGCCGGCUGAAGGAGGACGCGAUACGAAGAGUAGCAAAGCGGCAAAGGCAAGCACUCUACCAGCCCGAGUACUACCACCGAACAUGACCAAUGGCAACGAGUCCGGCUUUGAAUCGGGCACGCUAAAUCAUACAGCAAACCGGGAGAACCUGGUCGAAGAAACGUUGCGCCUGAAGCAGGCUCUAUACGAAUCGAACUUGGCGACCGAAAUCGGACUUAUCGUGCUCGAUUGUAUGGGCCUUUACUCGGUGCAGUUUCGCGAUUCGAUGAUAGAAGGAACAGUCCUGCCAAAGAUUGCACGGGUUUAUUUACGCUUUCUACAGCUCGGCCAGUCGGAGUCGCUUUCGAAGCAUGUAUUUGCGGCGUUGCGCGCCUUCAUCAAUAACUUCUCGCAAGCUUUGUUUAAAGGCACGGCCGUGCUGUGUGGGCAGCUUGUGUACGAGUUGCUGAAGUGUUGCGACAGUCGGCUUUCCAGUUUGCGCCAGGAGGCAUGUGCCGUACUUUAUCUUCUGAUGCGCAGCAACUUUGAGUUUAGCGGACGCAAAGGACUCACGCGUGUACAUCUGCAGGUGAUCAUUUCGGUGUCGCAGAUGAUCGGCAAUGUGAUCGGGUUGAACAAUGCACGCUUUCAGGAAUCGUUGUCCACGAUCAAUAACUAUGCCAGCAGUGACAAGGCGAUGAAAGGAACCGGGUUCCCGAUGGAGGUGAAAGAUCUGACGCGCCGUGUGCGUACCGUUCUUAUGGCUACGGCACAAAUGCAAGCCCACCACAUGGAUCCGGAGCGGUUGCUGGAGCUGCAGCACUCACUUGCCAACUCGUAUGCUUCCACACCGGAGCUACGGCAAACAUGGUUAACCACGAUGGCCAACAAUCAUCUGCAGAAUGGCAACAUUUCCGAAGCUGCCUGCUGUUAUCUGCAUAUAGCCGCACUGGUUUCCGAAUAUCUCAAGCUGAAGGGCUGCUGUGCGGUAGCCCAGGGUGCGGAAUCCUUCGCGCGCAUCUCACGCAAUAUUCCACGAGACGAGAAGGGCUUAAAACUGGACAGUGGCACACAGGACUCACAGUACACGGAACAGUUUCUGCUCGAACGCUUGAAGGAGUGUGCAGAGUAUUUGGAUCGUUCGGAACGACUCGAAUGUUUGGGUGAACUGUAUCGGUUAAUCAUUCCGAUACUGGAAUCGCGACGGGACUAUCACGGACUGACGCAGUGUUACGAGCAUCUCACGCAAGCUUACAACCGUGUGAUUGAAUUCAACAAGUCGGGAAAGCGUUUGCUCGGGCGAUUCUAUCGAGUGAUAUUCUUCAGCCAGGUGUACUUUGAAGAGGAAAAUGGCGUUGAGUACAUUUACAAAGAACCAAAGGUAACAUCGCUGAGCGAAAUCUCGGAGCGGCUGCACAAACAGUAUCGGGAUAAAUUUGGAGCAGAUAACGUGAAGAUAUUGAUGGAUUCGGCACCGGUUGAUCAGUCGACACUCGAUCCGAAGAUCGCUUACAUUCAGGUAACGCAUGUUACGCCCUACUACUGCAAAGACGAGCUAGAAAUGAGGCCUACAGAAUUCGAACAGAACCACGAUGUGGAUACGUUCAUGUACGAAACACCGUUCACACCUUCCGGAUCUGCCCACGGUGCCGUUGAAGAUCAAUGGAAACGAAGAACCGUGUUGACAACGCUUCACAGUUUCCCGUACGUUUUGAAGCGUAUCCCAGUACGCGAUCGGCAAUCGCAAGAACUCAGCCCAAUCGAGGUGGCAAUAGACGAGAUGCAGACGAAACUUGCCGAGCUGGAGGAAAUUGUCAUGGGUCCGAUCGAUCUCAAGAAGCUGCAGCUACGUCUGCAGGGCAGUGUUGCCGUGACGGUUAAUGCCGGGCCGCUUGCAUAUGCAUCCGCCUUUCUGGAUCCGGCCAAAACGAGCGUCAAAAAGUACGCGCUGGACAAGGUGGAAGAGCUCAAGGAAGUAUUUCGUGAUUUUAUAAAAAUCUGCUACACGGUACUUCAAAUCAACGCAAACCUGAUAUCGUCCGAUCAGCGGGAGUACCACAACGUACUGAAGGAGAAUUAUGAAAAUCUUUGCUCGGCGUUGAGUGAUCUGCUGGGGGAAAUCGUGUACCCGUUGGACGAUGGAAACAACAAUGCUCAUCGGCACAGUUUGGCACUGUUCAGUGCGAUCAGUGGAGCUCCGACGAAUUCCAGCACGGCAUAA
This is a messenger RNA of Anopheles marshallii, 6708 nucleotides long. RefSeq names its product dedicator of cytokinesis protein 9 (gene Ziz). Bases 1 to 6708 code for a protein of 2235 amino acids. Lineage: Eukaryota; Metazoa; Arthropoda; Insecta; Diptera; Culicidae. The record is from RefSeq and is a predicted model, not a curated record. Gene Ontology annotation, molecular function: guanyl-nucleotide exchange factor activity. Gene Ontology annotation, biological process: small GTPase-mediated signal transduction; positive regulation of GTPase activity. The transcript is spliced from 12 exons.